AUGUAUAAAAGUGAACAAAUAGGAGGUGAGGAAGCUUACCGGAUAAGAAGGGGCGGUUGCGCAAUUACGGAGUUGGAAAGGAAGGAGUUCGUCAGAGAAGGCGGCGGUCCAACAGGUGCGAGUGAAAGAGUGAGAGUUUUCGAAAAAAUGGCUCUCGAACUCGUAGCAGUGCCAUCAAGGCUUAGAAUUCAUGACCUGAUCAGAAAAUCUCAAUUUGAAGCCAAAAAUACGUCCAAUUCUUCUUCAUCAUCAUCGAUUUCCAAGGAUUUCGAGACACUUUAUUACCCUCAAACACUCGAUCACUUCAGCUAUGGCCCUGAAAGCUUCACCACUUUUAAACAAAGAUAUGCCAUAAAUUCCAAGUAUUGGGGUGGCGCAAAUUCAAGUGCACCAAUUUUGGCUUUUCUCGGCGCAGAAGGGCCCAUCGACUACGACGUCGGCUAUAUUGGUUUUCUUAACGAAAACGCUCCUCGGCUUAAGGCUCUCCAAGUAUAUAUUGAGCAUAGGUAUUAUGGAAAAUCAGUGCCAUUUGGAUCUGUCAAAAAAGCUAUGAAAAAUGCAAGUAUUCGCGGUUAUUUCAACACCGACCAAGCGAUAGCAGAUUAUGCAGUUGUGCUUUUGCACGUAAAGAAGAAGCUUUCUGCUCACAACUCCCCAAUAAUCGUCGUUGGAGGCUCUUAUGGGGGAAUGCUGGCAGCAUGGUUUCGUCUUAAGUAUCCCCACGUCGCCAUAGGGGCUUUAGCUUCUUCGGCUCCGAUUCUGUACUUUGAUGACAUCACGCCUGAAUCUGGAUAUUAUUCCGUUGUAACCAAGGAUUUUAAGGAUACUAGUGAAAGUUGCUAUGAAACUAUACGAAAAUCAUGGGCCGAGAUUGAUAGAGUGGCUUCCGAGCCUAGUGGUCUUUCAAUCCUUAGCAGGAAGUUCAAGACCUGCGGUAAACUAAAAACAAGUGCUGAUCUUAAGGACUACUUGGACACAGUAUAUUGCGGAGCAGCUCAAUAUAAUGGGCCUUCAACUCGUCCGCUUAGCCAUCUGUGCAAUGCCAUUGAUGGAGCUCCUAAUAAUACCGAUACUCUUGGAAAAUUAUUUGCUGGCGUUUCAGCUUAUCGGGGAAACAGGUCAUGCUAUAACAUAAGUGGAAAUAAUCUCUCAGACCAACUUCUAGACGGCUGGUAUUGGCAGAGUUGUAGCGAGAUGGUGAUGCCUAUUGCCCACGGUAGCGACGAAGAUUCAAUGUUCCCGAAAGACCAUUUCGAUUUAGAGAGUUACACCAAUGACUGCAAGAGACUCUACGGUGUCGUGCCCCGGCCCCAUUGGGUCACGACCUACUAUGGAGGUCAUGAUAUAAAAUUGGUUUUUCAUGAAUUUGCGAGCAACAUCAUUUUCUCUAAUGGUCUAAGAGAUCCUUACAGUCGCGGAGGUGUCCUGGAGAAUAUAACGGAAAGUGUUGUUGCAGUCACCACUGACAAUGGUUCUCACUGCUUGGAUCUACUAAGUUCAAGACCAAGUGAUCCACAAUGGUUGGUGAUGCAAAGAAAGAAUGAAAUAGAAAUAAUUGAAGGAUGGAUUGCCAAGUACCGUGCCGAUUCUUCUAAUAUCAUCCACGAUUCUUCCAGCAACCAUAAUUCUUCGAGCAGCCCCCGUCAAGCAACGUCUUUCUUCCGACAUAGUACUAUGAUAUGUGCUAUGAUCUUUGUCUACUUUAUUUGUUGA
This is a messenger RNA of Morus notabilis, 1713 nucleotides long. Its product is annotated as lysosomal Pro-X carboxypeptidase. Lineage: Eukaryota; Viridiplantae; Streptophyta; Magnoliopsida; Rosales; Moraceae. The coding region runs from base 1 to 1713 and encodes 570 amino acids. Gene Ontology annotation, molecular function: dipeptidyl-peptidase activity; serine-type exopeptidase activity. The record is from RefSeq and is a predicted model, not a curated record. The transcript is spliced from 10 exons. Gene Ontology annotation, biological process: proteolysis.